This is a messenger RNA of Carassius gibelio (silver crucian carp), 2874 nucleotides long. Its product is annotated as src substrate cortactin-like. Gene Ontology annotation, cellular component: site of polarized growth; actin filament; cortical actin cytoskeleton. The coding region runs from base 163 to 1728 and encodes 521 amino acids. Gene Ontology annotation, molecular function: actin filament binding. Gene Ontology annotation, biological process: regulation of actin filament polymerization. Lineage: Eukaryota; Metazoa; Chordata; Actinopteri; Cypriniformes; Cyprinidae. The transcript has 16 exons. The record is from RefSeq and is a predicted model, not a curated record.
UCAGAAAUGCAUAUGUAGUUCUCAGCUGCGCGUGAGCGCGUGCCCGACGCCUUUUCUACUAAAGUAAUAAGCGGCGCGCAUUCGAGCGCAGGUCUGAUCUGCUGUUUAUGUCGCACUGAUACUAAUAUUUGAACAAGAAGACUGAGGAAAAAGCGUUAAAACAUGUGGAAAUCUGUGGUGGGACAUGAUGUUAAUGUGAAGGUCGAAUCGGAGGGGGACGACUGGGAAACAGACCCAAAUUUUGAGAACGAUGUGUCGGAGCAGGAACAGAGAUGGGGUUCCAGGACCAUAGAAGGGUCGGGCCGAAAAGAACACAUCAGCAUUGCAGAUCUCAGGCAGAAUGUGUCUAAGGAACACGAGGUGGUUAAGAAGAAAGAGAUGGACCAGGGCGCUAAAGCCUCUUACGGCUAUGGAGGGAAAUUUGGAGUCGAGAAAGACAGAAUGGACAAGGGUGCUUUAGGGCACAACUAUGUGGCGGAGGUAGAAAAGCACUCAUCCCAGAUAGAUGCAGCAAAGGGUUUCGGGGGGAAAUAUGGUGUACAGCAGGACCGUGUGGACAAGUCUGCCAUGAGCUAUGAGUAUAAGGGUGAGGUACAGCAGCAUGCAUCUCAGAAAGAUUAUGCUAAGGGUUUUGGUGGCAAGUAUGGUGUGCAGAAAGAGAGGGUUGACAAGGCCGCAAUGGGUUACGACUAUAAAGGCGAGACUGAGAAACACCAGUCUCAGAAAGACUACGCCAAAGGCUUCGGGGGGAAAUACGGAGUGGAAAACGAAAAAGUUGACAAGGCCGCUUUGGGUUAUGACUAUAAAGGAGAAACAGAGAAACAUCAGUCACAGAAAGAUUAUGCAAAAGGCUUCGGGGGGAAAUACGGAGUGGAAAAGGAAAAAGUUGACAAGGCCGCUUUGGGUUACGACUACAAGGGAGAAACAGAGAAACAUCAGUCGCAGAAAGACUAUGCAAAGGGUUUUGGAGGACGUUAUGGAGUCGAAGCGGAUCGCAUGGAUAAGAGUGCAGCUUCAUUCAGUGAUAUGGAGUCACCAUCAUCAUCUUAUGAGAAGCCUCAGGCUUUCGAGGCCUCAAGUGUAGGAGCUGGAAACCUUAAGGCUCGAUUUGAGAACAUGGCGAAGGCCUCAGAUGAGGAGAACAAGAAGAGAGCAGAUGAGGAGAGAGCCAGAAGACUUGCUCGAGAGAAGAGAGAACGGGAAGAGGCACAACGCAAACAGGAGGAGCAGAGCAAGUGUGAAGAGGAGGAAGAGAACCAGAGACCUCCACCUGUGCCAGCAUCCCACAAUCCCCCAGAGACAUUCAGAAAACUGCCUGAAAUACCCAGAGAUGAACCGGAGGAAGAAGCUCAGAUAGAGGAGCAGCCUGAAUAUGAGGAGCCGCCAUUACUGCCGCCCCGUUCAGGUGACCUGAUCGAAGAGGAGGAGGAGGAGCCGGAGCAAACUUACAAUGAAUGUGAUCCCGCCCCCGUACCUCAGGAAGGAGAUUAUGAGGAUAUUGGCUCAUAUGCUACUGCAGAAGCUGUUGAUAAUGAUUAUGAAGAUAUAAGUGGGGCAGGAAACACAGCCACGGCCAUUUAUGACUACCAAGGAGAGGCCGGUGACGAGAUCUCCUUCAUGCCGGGGGACAUCAUCACUGACGUUGAGAUGGUGGAUGAGGGUUGGUGGAAAGGAACGUGUCAUGGUCGCACAGGCCUGUUUCCUGCCACUUUUGUGCAGCUCAAUUAGUUGCUGAUAACCAGUGAUCAAAUUUAUGUUUAUAUGCCACUUGCAGACAAUUACUUUUAUUGCAUUUUUUAUGACAUACAUGUGCAAUAUACGAACAUGUACAGAAUGAAAAUUUGAAUCUGGCUGAAAAUGAGUUCUCAUGUAGCCUGCAUCUAUUAACUGAGCAGAACUGUCCAUUCAGUGCACGUGGUUAGUAACCAGUUAAUUUUUUUUUCCUAAAGAUAUUAGAUUAAGAUGUAAAUGAUCAUAUAUGCAACCGAUCAAACGUUUGUAGUGUUUUUGAAAGUCUCUUUUGCACACCAAGGCUGCAUUUAUUUGAUCAGAAAUACAGUAAUAUUAUUGUGAAAUAUUAUUACAUUUAAUAUAUUUAAAAUAUGCAAUUAAUUCAUGUGAUGCAAACCUGGAUUUUCAGCAUCCAUUACUCCAGUAUUCAGUGUCACAUGAUCCUUCAGAAAUCAUUCUAAUGUGGUCCUCAAAAAACAUUUUAUAUUAUUUUCAAUGUUGAAAACAGUUGUGCUGAUUGAUAUUUGUGUGGAAAGUGAUACUUUUUUUUUUUUUACAGAUUUUUUUUAAAAUAAAAAAUGAACUCAUAAGCAACAGCAUUUAUUGAAAUAGAAAUAUUGUAACGUUUUUUUUCCUGUUACUUAUGAUCAAUUUAAUGCAUCCUUUCUGAAAUUACAGUAUUAAUUUAAAAAAUGAAUUACUGGCCCCAGAGAUUUGAACGAUAAAGUGUGUACAACAGAACAUCGAAUAAAUGUUCAACUAGUCACAAUUUUCAGUUACUUUUUUGAGUUGAUUUACAGUGCUAAAAUAUAAAUAUUUGAUUUUUAAAAGUGCAAAUAUUCCAUUUAAUAGUAUAAGUAUUACAUGGAGAAUCAUUACAAAGUGAUUGUGAAAUGCUGUUAAUAGUUUUUUAUUAUUAUUGAGGAAUGUCCUAUCAAUUAGCAGUUUUCUAAACCUUUAUGCAUGCAGUAUGAAGUGUGCCAAGUAUAGUUAUAAAGACUUGGUUUGGUGCAGAGAUUAAAUGUAAUAGUGUACCAUGCUGCCUUUUAGCUAUACACAAGCCACUGGCUUAUGCUCGUUUCUUUACUGACUCAAUGUUGUGCAUUUUUGCUGACCACAAAAUAAAGCAAAAUCCUGCAGAAA